CAUGAUGAAAACCAACUUUCCUGAAGCUCUUGGGGACCAAAGGCCAGCCCUUCAUCCACUGCAAGACCCCGACUCCAGCAGCAGUGGCAGUGAUGACGAGGAAACCACGCAGGAUGAAGUUUCUUCGCAUACCUCUGAGGAGGAUGGCUCAGUGGUGAAAGUGAAGAAAGAGUUAGAGAAUGCCGAACAACCUGUGGCUGCAGCCCCACUGAUGAGAGAAAAUGAGGUGCCUGAAAGUUUGAAUGCUGACCCUAUGCUGGGACUGUCACAGUGCCCCCUCUGCCAACUGGAGUGCAGAGGCAGAGAGCAGCUCAUUGCUCACGUGUACCAGCACACUGCGGCGGUGGUGAGCGCCAAGAGCUACAUGUGUCCUGUGUGUGGCAGAGCCCUCAGCUCACCGGGAUCCCUUGGGCGGCAUCUCCUGAUCCACUCAGAGGACCAGCUGUCCAACUGUGCGGUGUGCGGGGCACGCUUCACCAGCCACGCCACGUUCAACAGUGCGAAGCUGCCAGAGGUGCUCAGUGCCGAUCGGCUGCCGGCUCCACAGAGCCAGGGCCCCUCCAGUGCUGAGGGGAAGGACAUUGCCUUUCACCCUGCCGUGUACCCUGCAGCCAUCCUGCUGGUGUGCAACAACUGCACGGUGUACCGCAGGCUGCUGGAGGCACAGGCACCCAGCGUGCGCAAGUGG
This is a messenger RNA of Nestor notabilis (Kea), 688 nucleotides long. It is a transcript of the gene ZNF821, whose product is annotated as zinc finger protein 821. The record is from RefSeq and is a predicted model, not a curated record. The transcript is spliced from 5 exons. Gene Ontology annotation, biological process: regulation of transcription by RNA polymerase II. Gene Ontology annotation, cellular component: nucleus. The annotation marks the transcript as partial. Gene Ontology annotation, molecular function: DNA-binding transcription factor activity, RNA polymerase II-specific; RNA polymerase II cis-regulatory region sequence-specific DNA binding. Lineage: Eukaryota; Metazoa; Chordata; Aves; Psittaciformes; Psittacidae.